Messenger RNA from Bipolaris maydis ATCC 48331, 679 nucleotides. Lineage: Eukaryota; Fungi; Ascomycota; Dothideomycetes; Pleosporales; Pleosporaceae. The record is from RefSeq and is a predicted model, not a curated record.
UGCAUGUGAUGCAUUUGUAGCUUUCGAAACCAGUGCUCGCUCCGACGUCUGUGUAGGCACUACAACCUCACACUGCACCUCUCUAUGGAUCUACAUUCACAUUUCCCGGAUUCAGCUCGACGAUAGGAAGUCGGUGUGGGAUACUGGUGAUAGGAUGGUCCAAAGAUCGACUAGAUAGGAACGCGCAUGGUAUUCCAGCAUGGUGGUGGUGAGCCUCUGGUGAGGCGAGGCAUCGCUGCCAAUGCCAAGCUCUCCGACUCGGAUCCUACUAUAGUACUAGUUGAGGGCCCACAUCGGGAAGGUCGUGCAUCCUGCGGGGAGGUGUUGCUCGCCAUCACCGGCUCCUUAUCUUUCUAUUCACUUGAGGCGUUUCUUGCCCUAGGACGUUUGGGUAGCUAGGUGUUCGCUGGCCGUGUUAGCUCCUUCGAGUACAUCGACAUUCAUACAUAGCUUUCUGCUUUUACUAGUACCCCAUGAUCAGUAGUAGUAACGCACGGGCUUGUGAACUUCUCGUAUAAUCCCAAUACUAGCACUUCAGAGGCGUGUUUCCCACAUCAGCAUACUCUCAGUUACUCUCACCGUCAUCAAUGGCUGUGGUACUGUUAUCGUCCGUCUCCCAUUCGCCACCGUCAUCAUUCCCCUCACCUUCGUUUCCAUCGUGGUUGUGGUUGUGGUUGGC